UCUUUUUUUUCUUAACUGUAGACAUACAUCCAUAUAACAUUAUGUACUUAUAGACUGUGUCAUUGAUUCAGAGCAGGGAAGCCCAGCCAACAGAUAUGACUGGUACAAUUUGAGUUAGUUUUCCUUUUAUUAAAGGAUAUUGUCACACCUGUCCAUGGUGAAAAAUGUUGGAUUGCGUCAUCAGCCGACUGCGCAGGAAACAAAGCGACUGAUGUUCUGAACGUGGCCCUUCCUUUUACUUGGCGCAUGCGUAGAAAGGCCGAGCAAAAAUGACAGCUCUCUCUCCUCUGUCUCCUGUGGAAGUCGACACAGCUGGUGAUUUCUGGCAACUUUAAAAUGGAAAGGAAUAAAACAUUAUAUAGAUAUUUGCAUGGAAUGUAAUGACUAUAUAUAUAUAUAUAUUGUUUCUGAAAUAUUAAUGGUUUUGUUGUAGUAUCCGGUGAAUGUAUUCAUGUAAUUUGGGUUGACAGCGUCUUUUAGGUAGCUUUUUGUUUUGUUAUAAGCUAGCAGCAAGCUAACUGUUAGCUACGCGUUACCUUUACGAGAAGGCCAGACUUGUCUUUAUUUGCUGUCAUAAUUCGCAUUACCUAGUUAGCUACCUUUUACGCAGGGAAUAAAUUAGGUAUACAUAUCGUCGUGUUUGCUCUGUUUGUUUACACUUGUUUAUUUUCAAAACUCUGAUUCUCUUGAGUGAUCGCAUUUAUUUUGUUUUGGACAAUAAGGACGCAAGUAACGGUUACUGUUACUAGUCUUAGUUUCCUACCUUGGCUUCGGACACCUUGUUUAUCUUUUAUGUAUUGAAGUACCUGGUCAAAGGAAAGGAAUAUAUUUUUUACACCAUGCUUCUGGAAGUCGGUGUGUUGCUUUGGGCCGGUUGCCACGGGCCAAAACUCUAAAAAAGAAGUGAUUUCAAGUCAACUUGACGACUCACAAUCAACAUCAGCUGUUUUCCUUUCGACGCGUUGGAUACUAACGUUUAGCUACAUUAAACUCAGCUACUUCCAUUAACUUGCUCUGUACCAUUUGACAGCUUGCUUAUCGAGCUCGUCAACCCCCCCCCCCAUAUGAUCAGUUUAGUGUCUGGGACAUCUAGGUAACCGUUGUGCCUUUCGUUUCCACCAUGUCUUGUGUACAUUAUAAGUUCUCAUCUAAACUCAACUACGACACGGUCACUUUCGAUGGCCUGAACAUCACUCUAGCCGAUCUGAAAAGACAGAUUAUGGGUCGGGAGAGACUCAAAGCUGUCGACUGCGGGCUACAAAUCACCAACGCACAAACUAAAGAAGAAUACAAAGACGAUGAGGCCUUGAUAUCCAAGAACUCUUCUGUCAUCAUCAGAAGAAUACCCAUCGGAGGAGUCAAGGUUACAAGCAAGAUGUAUAACAUCGAGCGUUUUUCAGAACACAACUUCCCCGUCGGAUCCUCCAAAGCAGAUCGUUCUUCGGAUCACAAUCACUUCCCCGUCGGAUCGUCCAGAGCAAUUGAUGAUCAUGCUGCAUCUAUAUCACUGGCCCAACUCUCAAAGACGGCUAACCUGGCCGAGGCCAACGCAUCAGAGGACGACAAGAUCAGAGCCAUGAUGUCACAGUCCAACCACGACUACGACCCCAUACAUUAUGUGAAGAAGUUGACGGGUCCCCCUCCAGCCAACUACACCUGUUAUCGCUGUGGCAAGAACGGACACCACAUCAGGAACUGUCCUACUAACGGGAAGGAGAAAGGGUUUGAGCCGCCCCAGAGGAUCAAGAAGAGUACCGGCAUCCCCCGUUCCUUCAUGAAGGAGGUGGACGACCCGUCUAUAAAGGGCGCCAUGUUGACCAACACCGGCCGCUACGCCGUCCCCACUAUAGAUGCUGAGGCCUACGCUUUAGGUAAGAAGGAGAGGCCUCCGUUCGUCCCCAGGGACCAGUCCAGUUCCGAGGAGGACGAGGAUCCGGUCCCUGAUGAGCUGCUCUGUCUGCUCUGUAAAGACCUGAUGACUGACGCUGUGGUCAUACCCUGCUGUGGCAACUCCUACUGCGACGACUGUAUCCGUACGUCUCUGCUAGAGUCAGAGGGACAUGUGUGUCCCACCUGUAGCCAAUCGGAUGUCUCCCCUGACGCCCUCAUAGCCAAUAAGUUCCUGCGCCAGGCAGUAAAUAACUUUAAGAAUGAGACCGGUUACACCAACCGCAUGAUGAUGAGAGUAGCCCAGACCCUCGUCGUCCCCACCCCUACCCCUCCUCUUCAGCCUCAGUCCCGCCCUCAGAUCCCGCUCCAGCCUAUCAGGAGCCACCAGCAGGACCCUCUCAUGCCCCGCCCUCCAGCCUUAGACACGCCACCAUUGGCUCAGCAGCAGCAGGUUGGCCCGCCCCUCAGAGUCGGGAACCAUAAUAACUCCUCCCACAUGGCUGCUGGCUCCUCCUAUAACUCAACGGGCCCCUCCCCCCAGCACCCAACCAAUCACAACAACACGCUUAUUAUAACAAAAGAGCCAGUUCAGUCUGUGAUGGUCUCAGCUGACCCCCCUUUAGCCACUGCCCUCAUGACCAAGGAAUACCAUGUUCCAGUGGUGGGCCAACCCCAGUCUGACAGUCACUUCCUGCAGAGGACAGGUCCUCCACCCAGGUCCAAUCCUCCCAGACUUUCUGAGGAACCAGCCCAUUGGGACAGGUACAGCUCCUCCGGUCGUGGCAGGAACCAUAGCGACCGCGCCCCUCCCUCCCAGCCCCCGCCCUCCAACGUGCCACCCCCUCUCUACAACCCUCCCUCCAUUUUCUCCUCCCCUCUCCCCCAUCCCCCAGGUGUCAUACCCCCCCACUACCCCCCUCCCCACUUCCCCCCGGGGCAACAGCCCCCCUCCAGCUACUCCCUGCCCCCUCCUGGCUACCCCCCCACCCCAGGAGUCACCAACCCCCCCUGGGCGCCCCCCAACACCCAGCCCCCCCUCGCCGGGAAGCCGAGCCCCUCUUCCUUCCUGUCCAAGGAUGAGUUCUACAGACAACAGAAGAGGCUGAAGGAUACCUCCCACUGUCGCUACGGUAACCGGGAAAAGUCCAAGCUGGAUGAGUUCACGAACGACUUUGCCAAGGAGCUGCUAGAGUACAGAAAGAUCCAGAAGGAGAGACGACGCUCUUAUUCCAGGUCUAGGUCGUCUUACAGUAGCUCAUCCUACUCCAAAUCCCGUUCCCGUUCUCGUUCAUACUCCCGUUCCUUCAGUCGUUCCAGAUCCCGUUCCAGAUCCCGUUCCAGAUCCCGUUCCAGGUCUUACUCCCGCUCCUCUCCGUACUCCCGCCGCCACGGACGACCGCGGGGCUACCGCUCCCGUUCCCGUGGCUACCGCCGAUCACGCUCGCCACCGCAUUUCAGGGACCGAGAUGGGACGGGACGGGGGAGAGGACGUGGACGAGGAGGAGGGUACCGGUCACGCUCUAGAUCACCUGGCCAAGGGGGUUACAGGACCCACACUCCUCCACCCCCAAGCUCUAGGAAACCUGUCGCUGCUGGGCCGCCACCGGAGGGAGAGAGGAAAUACCCGAGCCGGACCCGGGAGAGGGAUCGGGAGCCGGCGGUGUACGACCGUGGUCCAGACCACAAUGACCCGUACGAGAGGGAGAGGUACCGGGAGUGGGAGAAAGAGUACAGGGAAUGGUACGAGAAAUACUUCAAAAACUACAACUCCCACAACCCUCCUCCCAAUAACCCCCCUCUCUACAGGGGCCGACCCGCCCUUAGUUUCGCCCCCGCCCCUGUGCCACCCACAGCCGCCGGACGAGACAGAGACCCCUACAACCCUCCCCCACCCUCGGACUUCUACCCCUCCCCCCGACGCCGCCUGGACCGUGGAUCCUCCCCCUUCAGCCGAGGGAGGAGGCGAGGUGAGGACUAUCCCCCUCCCCCCUCACACCCCUCCCCCAGGGGCAGGAACCAGCCAAUGACUUACCAGGAGAAGUGUGCUGAGCAGUUUGGAAAUGUGCCACUGGCCUGGUCAGCCAAUCAGGAUCCUCAGACGCCACUGAAGGUCGCUAAGGGUGACAGAGAUCCGUCGUCGAGCGUCGCCGCUGCCGCGUUCACCGUGACCUCCGACCUGAAAGAGCAGAAGCACAGGAAGAGGAAGAAGAGGAAGACGGAGCAAGGGAGAGAGGGAGGAGAGUCCUUCAGUGCGUCUGACUCUACGGACGACUCUCGCAAAGAAGAAGAAGAGGAGAAGGAGAAGAGGACCGGGAGUACUCCCGUUGGUUCGUCAAGCCAUGACGACUCCACCCCAGUACGGGACGAGCCAAUAGACAGCGACGCCUCAGACUUAGUCCCGGACAAAGCUGACAGGCGGACCAGGGACGGUAAGGAGAAGGGAGUGAGGAGAAAGAGUGACAGAGUGUAUAAACACAGACCGGACGCCAGCGCAGCGAGGAAAGACUCAUCGUCCAAGAGCUGGAAGACCAGCAGAGAUAGAGACGUAGAGACAGACCGGGACAAGACCGGUACAGCCCGGGACAAGACCGGUACAGACCAGGGCAAGACCGGUACAGCCCGGGACAAGACCACCCCAGCCGGAACAGCCAAACAGGAGACUUCUCUAACAGAACCGUCAGUCAAACGGGUCAAAAGUGAAUCUAUCCCCUUCCAAUCAGACUCUUCCACCUCCCCCCAGAGAGGGGUGGAACUCCAACCCCCUGCACCCCUAGCAUCAGCUCCCAAACUACCUCCUCUCAAACCCCACCCAGACCCAUUCAAACCGGUUAGAACCGACCCAAACCAGUUCAAACCUGUCAGAACCGACCCAGACCAGUUCAACACAGUUAGAAACGAACCAAACCAGUUUAAACCAGUUAGAACCGGCCCGGAUCAGUUUAAACCGUUCAGAACCGACCCGGAUCAGUUUAAACCUGUCAGAACCGACCCAGACCAGUUCAACACAGUUAGAACCGACCCAAACCAGUUUACACCAGUUAGAACCGGCCCGGAUCAGUUUAAACCGUUCAGAACCGACCCGGAUCAGUUUAAACUGUUCAGAACCGACCCGGACGAUUCCAGACCAGCCAAGGAGGAGCAGAGAGGGAAGAGAGAUCCAGGGGCUCGGCAGGAUAGGGGCUCAGGCAGAGAGGACAAGCCCAGGAGAGAGGCUGACAACAGGGUGGGUAGAGAGCAGGAGAGAGCCCCGGGCAAAGCUCCAGACACCAAGUCUGAGAAGAGGAGGAGGAAGGAGGAGGAGGAGGAGAAGAGGAAGACGAGAAAGGAGGAGAAGAGUAUGUCUGAUAAGGAGGUGCCCCAAAUCAAAUCUCCCACAGUGGAGCUCAGUGAGACCGUAAAACCCUGCAACAUCAAACGUGACGUAGAGAAAGAGACGGAAAGAGAGGAGAGGGAGAGGGCUUCCGUAAGGCCUCUGAUGGAGAUGAAAGGAGGAGACCCUCAGAGGGAGAGGGCUUCCGUAAGGCCUCUGAUGGAGAUGAAAGGAGGAGACCCUCAGAGGGAGAGGGCUUCCGUAAGGCCUCUGAUGGAGAUGAAAGGAGGAGACCCUCAGCGGAAGAUAAAGACAAACAGAGAAGAAGGGAGGAGGGCCGGCGUGGUUGUGGGCGUGGCCGGAACAGAGGCAGCCAACCAGAGCAGCUAUACGAAGGGAAGCGUAGAGAGGGGCAAAGCCAAGAGGAGCCGUAAGGUCCUAGCGUCCGACGGACCAGGAACCCUAGUGGACAGCGCCAGCACCAGUCCACCAGGGGGCAGUAGUCCUGUGUGUGGUGAUGGAGCAGAGGGCAGAGCAGAGCAGAGGAAGACGGUCGUUAAAACACUGGAGGAAUACACCAACGACAUCUCGACACCUGCUGACGGCCAUAUAGUACUCAUACAGGUCCCUCGCUCCAAGUGGGAGAAGGAGGACUACGAAUCAGAAGAAGAGGAAGGAGGGGUCAGGGUUCAACUCCGCCCCCCGCUCGCCCCAUCCCUCCCUUUCCCCCCUGGACCCCACAUCCCCGUGACAACGGAGACAGAGGCAGGGCGAAGGAAAGAGAGGGUUUGUACCUUUCCCGAGCCAGAGAGAACUAUGUCCCCCUCUAGUGGCAGAGACAGAGAAGACGGCCUGCAGGAUGGAAAACACUCCGGAGACCACAAACCUACUGAGAAAGACGGAGAGAUGGAGAGAGAGAGAGAUCGGUUAAAGGAGCGGGAGAGAGAGAGGGAAAGGGAUAAAGAACGGGACAGAGAGCGGGGGAAAGAGAGAGAAAGGGAACACAGCCGCGCCUCUGACAAAGAUAUGGACAGACCGAGAAAGAUUCCCUCUUCCUCUCAGCGGCCGGAGAGAGAGAGGAGAGAGAGGAGAGAAGGAGAGAGGACUGGGGAGAGAGGGACUGACCACAGCAGUGAAAAGAGCUCCUCUCAGCGGCCGGAGAGAGAGAGGCGAGAGAGGAGAGAAGGAGAGAGGACUGGGGAGAGAGGGAGCGACCACAGCAGUGAAAAGAGCUCCUCUCAGCGGCCGGAGAGAGAGAGGAGAGAAGGAGAGAGGACUGGAGAGAGAGGGAGCGACCACAGCAGUGAAAAGAGCUCCUCUUCCUCCUCACACUCUUACUCACGCGAUCGUAAACCCGUUUCUUCAUCCAGGGACCACAAAGCAACCUCUGACCGCAGACCACCGGACCCCAGAGCCCCGGACCCCAGAGCCCCGGACCCCAGAGCCCCGGACCCCAGAGCCCCGGACCCCAGAGCCCCGGACCCCAGAGCCAGGGAGCACAGAGACUACAAGCAGAGAGACCACUUCGACCACAAAGACAACAACGACCAUAACUCGUCCACCAUUGACCGUAACACCAACUCUACGGACCGUAGACCACCGGAAGACCAGGAGACCACCAGAGAACACAAAGACCACGGCGAGCUAGGCAGUACCUCUCCCGUCUCCGAGAGAGACCCACCUCCAUCUGACCCCUCCUCCUCCUUCUCCUCCGGCACCCAGAGAUCCUCUGAGCCCACCAGACCCAGCGAGAGCAGCCCUGGCGGGGACACGACACAGGACAUAUACCCCUCUCCUCAGGUCUCCAGCUCCAUGGAGAACCAGCCCGGGAGGGUGAAGGCUGAGGGAGAAGAACCCAGAGCAGAGUGCUCCUCGGCGGGGACACAAAGCCAGCAGGCCAGCCUAGGAAACCUAGAGAAGGAGAUGAGCGGCUGUGGAAAGCUCCCUCAACACCCAGCCUCACUUCUACAGCCCCCCAGGACUGACAACAGGGCAGGGGUGCCCCGAGCUGUCAGAGAGAGAGAGAGAAAGAAAGAGAGAGAGUGGCAGAUGCAAAAGAUGAGGGAGAAGAUGGAGAAGGAGAGAGAGGAGGAGAGAGAGAAAAGGGUGGAUAGGGAGGAGGAGAGAGAGAAAAGGGUGGAUAGGGAGAAGGAGAGAGAGAAAAGGGUGGAUAGGGAGGAGGAGAGAGAGAAAAGGGUGGAUAGGGAGAAGGAGAGAGAGAAAAGGGUGGAUAGGGAGAAAAGGGUGGAUAGGGAGAAGGAGGGAGAGAAAAGGGUGGAUAGGGAGAAGGAGAGAGAGAAAUGGGUGGAUAGGGAGAAGGAGGGAGAGAAAGGGGUGGAUAGGGAGAAGGAGAGAGAGAAAAGGGUGGAUAGGGAGAAGAAGAGAGAGAAAAGGGUGGAUAGGAAGGAGGAGGGAGAGAAAAGGGUGGAUAGGGAGAAGGAGGGAGAGAGAGAGCACCCUAAAGUAAUACCUCCUCCCUCGGUCCCUUCUUCCAAAUCUCCUUCUGACCUGGUCAGAGAGACUGAUGAGGCAGCCUUCGAACCUGACUACAGCGAGGGAGAGAUCUCAGAGGGGGAGGACAGGGGGGAGGAGGAGGGAGAGAAAAAAGUGGGCGGACAGAGAGCGGUGGAGGGAGAGCGAGGGUUGGAGGGAGAGCGAGCGGUGCAUGGGGGUAGCAGCAGAAGUCGUAGCAGCAGCGCCAGCUCUGUCGGUAGCCUGGGCAACAAGAAAGACAAGAAGAAGAAAGAUAAAAAAGACAAGAAGAAGAAAAAGAAGAAAGAGAGAAAACAGAAGAGACAGGCGAGCCUGGACGCUGAGGAGGGAGACGUCACAGGACUGAAACACAAACACAAGAAGAAGAACAAGAAGAACAAGGACAAUACCAGAGAGAGAGAAGAAGAGGAGGAGGAGGAGAGAAGAGGAGAAGACCAAAUGGCUAGCGUAGCCUUAUGAGACAUUUCGUUGUGAAGCGUUUUCGAACCACGUUUCAGCCCCAAGGCUCGUGGCCCAAACCUUAUUCCCUAACUAGUGCACGACCUAAAGGUUUUGGACAAACCCUAGUGCACUAAGAAGGGAAUAGGGUGCCAUUUUGUAGGAAAGAGAUUUUUUUUUUUUUCUUCCUCGCCCUCCUGUCAGUGAGAAGGUCUCAGAGGCGUCACACAGCCUGUAUUCCAAAUACCUACUCCCUAUACAGGGCACUCCUUUUGACCAGGGCCCAUACCCCCUAUACAGGGCCCUCCUUUUGACCAGGGCCCAUAUCCCCUAUAUAGGGCACUAUGUAGGGGAUGUGGGUGUCAUUUGUGACGGGACCCCGUAGUGUAGAUCGUAUAGAGGACUUCAAACCGCUCUGCAAGUUGUCUACUUCAACACUUUAUCUGGGGGGGGGGGGGUUGCUGAGGAUUUGAAUUAAUUUAAUGACUUUAAGGCUGAUGUAUAAAACAUUAAUUUUUAGACUCUGCUCAACAUUGGCUGUUGCUUGGACGAGUCGGUUUACUUGAAUGAUGCUUCCAACUUUGAUUUAAAUUUUUUGUGUUUAUAAAAAAGAAUGUAAUUGCUAAACCUUGAUUUUGUCCCCCCCCGGGCCCCUCCCCCCAGAUUUGAUUUGUCCCCCCCCCCGA
Messenger RNA from Salvelinus fontinalis (brook trout), 8817 nucleotides. RefSeq names its product E3 ubiquitin-protein ligase RBBP6-like. Gene Ontology annotation, molecular function: nucleic acid binding; zinc ion binding; ubiquitin protein ligase activity. Bases 1121 to 8152 code for a protein of 2343 amino acids. Gene Ontology annotation, biological process: protein ubiquitination; mRNA processing; ubiquitin-dependent protein catabolic process. The transcript has 19 exons. Lineage: Eukaryota; Metazoa; Chordata; Actinopteri; Salmoniformes; Salmonidae. Gene Ontology annotation, cellular component: nucleus. The record is from RefSeq and is a predicted model, not a curated record.